CAGAAGUCUCGGAAAAGGCAGAGGAAGCAACGAGGAAGUCUAUUUAAGAGAGGAAAAUCUCACCCACACUGGAGAUGAGAGAGAUGAAUAAGACCUUCUUUCUGUCGCAUGGGUCUCCGACGCUAAGUAUAGACGAGGGCUUGGAGGCCAGGCAUUUCCUGCAAUCAUGGAAGGAGAAGGUUCUUCAGGACAAACCCAAAGCGAUCUUGAUCAUCUCUGCGCAUUGGGACACCAAAUAUCCCGCCGUCAAUUCUGCACCUCGCCCUUCUACGAUCCACGAUUUCUACGGCUUCCCUGAUCGCAUGUACCAGAUUCGAUACCCAGCUCCAGGAUCUCCAGAUUUGGCGCAGAAGGUGAGAACCCUUCUGGUGGAUGCUGGCUUCGACCGUGUGGGUGUAGACACAAACCGUGGAGUUGAUCAUGGAGCAUGGGUUCCGCUAAUGCUGAUGUACCCAGAGGCAGAUAUUCCCGUCUGCCAGCUCUCCGUCCAAUCACACGAGAGCGGUGCUUACCAUUACAACAUGGGGAAAGCUUUGUCGCCUCUGAAACACGAAGGCGUCCUUAUCGUCGGUUCAGGAAACGCCACUCACAACCUGAGGGAGCUGAAUAGAAAUGCCAAAGACGGAAUUGCGGAUCCUUUGUAUCUAGAGUUUGAUGAAUGGCUUAGAGAUGCUCUCCUCGAAGGAAGAUAUGAAGACGUGAACGACGUUGCAAGGAAGGCACCUCACGUGAAAAGGGUUCAUCCUUCGUUCGAUCAUCUGUACCCAUUACACGUCGCUAUGGGCGCGGCGGGCGAGAGAGCGACGGCUGAGCAAAUCCACACGAGCUGGCAACUCGGCACCUUAUCCUACUCUUCUUAUCAAUUCAACUCUUCCAAUUAGACCGUUCAUCUGCAUCUAUGUAUUGGAUUAUUUUCAAUAAUGAUGUGCACCUUCUCCAUCAAUUUGUAUUUUUCUAAUAUGAUCCAAUCAGAAUUACGGUACAAA
This is a messenger RNA of Tarenaya hassleriana, 986 nucleotides long. Its product is annotated as extradiol ring-cleavage dioxygenase. The record is from RefSeq and is a predicted model, not a curated record. The transcript has 3 exons. Lineage: Eukaryota; Viridiplantae; Streptophyta; Magnoliopsida; Brassicales; Cleomaceae. The coding region runs from base 75 to 881 and encodes 268 amino acids. Gene Ontology annotation, molecular function: oxidoreductase activity, acting on single donors with incorporation of molecular oxygen; zinc ion binding; ferrous iron binding.